Molecule: messenger RNA, 990 nt
Organism: Aspergillus calidoustus
Lineage: Eukaryota; Fungi; Ascomycota; Eurotiomycetes; Eurotiales; Aspergillaceae
Source: the annotation of a GenBank genome assembly
AUGAAAUCCCUCCUCUUUCUCUCACUCGCGCUCAGCGCAACAGCUCACCCCUCCUCAACACACAAUGAGGAAGUCCACGCGGCCCACGCAGCCCUCCACGAAGCCCGCGCCCUCCCAACGGCCGGCCUCGAACUCGGUCCCCACAAGUCGCUCCUAACCGGCUACUCCUUAACCUGGCAAGACGAAUUCAACUACCCAACGGGUUCGCUGAAACAACCCUCAACCUCAAAAUGGAUCUACGACACCGGCACGCAAUACCCUGGCGGCCCGCCAAACUGGGGAAGCAACGAGCUCCAGACAUACACGAACUCCAUCAACAACAUCUACAUCACGCCAGAGGGCUGGCUCCGCAUCAUUCCCCGGAAAGAAAGUAACGGGAAAUGGACAAGCGCGCGGAUCGAGACCGUCCGCAAGGACUUCAAAGCCAACCGCGGCGGGAAACUCUUCGUCGAGGCCAAGAUCAAGACGGGCUGCGCGUACCCGGAGCUCUCCAAGGGGAUCUGGAACGCCUUCUGGGCAUUGGGCGCCGACUUCCGCGGGAACUACCAGAACUGGCCAUACACAUCUGAAUGGGAUAUCCUUGAAGUCAUCAACGGGCAGGACACCACCUACAACACACUCCACUGCGGCACGGGCCCUGGCGGCGUCUGCAACGAGCCCUCGGGUCUCUCGAACGGGGGCACGCCGUGGACCAAGUGCGCGUGGCACUAUGUUGGCUUCGAGGUUGAUCGCACGCAGGUUACGGCGGAUGGGGUUGAGCUGUGGAGGAAUAAUGUGCUCAACUGGUAUGUGGAUGGGAAGAAGACAUUUUCGCUUACAGGGCGCGAUGUCAAUGAUUAUGAUACGUGGUACAAGGUUGCGUACCAGGGGCAUUUCCUUCUGUUGAAUGUCGCUGUUGGUGGGGAUUGGCCUGGGGCGCCGAAUGCUCAGACGAAGGAUCUGGCGUCGACGAGGAUGAUGGUUGAUUAUGUGCGUGUUUGGAAUAAAUAA